This is a messenger RNA of Aspergillus terreus NIH2624, 1110 nucleotides long. RefSeq names its product heme-dependent oxidative N-demethylase family protein. The coding region runs from base 1 to 1110 and encodes 369 amino acids. The transcript has 2 exons. NCBI's taxonomy places the organism in Eukaryota, Fungi, Ascomycota, Eurotiomycetes, Eurotiales, Aspergillaceae. The record is from RefSeq and is a predicted model, not a curated record.
AUGAAUCAUCUGACAUGGCUGGCGCUCGCGCUGCUGCUCGUCUCCCUCGCCGUCGUCAAGUACCGCAAAGACAAGAGUCCGCCGUCGAAAAAGCCCAACUGCAAUGAUCUCAAGCGCAUGGCGCCGUAUCCGGCGCAGCCGAUCAAGGGCCGCGAGCGAUACCGCGUGAUGAUGGACGUGCGCAAGCUGGACGUGCAGAACUGGCUCACCCUCGACAAGAACUACAUGGACGAGCACCAGGUGCGGAGCCAAUUGCUGGCGCACGAGAAGCAUAAGGUGCUGCAGUGUCUGCCCGAGUCGUACGACGCCUGUCUGGAGGCAUUGGAGGAGGUCGUCGAGUUUCUGUGCCAGCGCUUCGCCAGCAUGUUCGAGCGCAAGGUCGCCGGCGACCAGACCACCGUGUACAACAAGAUGACCGGCGAGACGUUUGUCUUUGGCGGCGAGAAGGGCGACGGCAUGGAUCCGCUGGAGAUCGCCGUGCGUCUGACCAUGGAGGAUCUGAGCAUCUUGAUGAAGAACGCCGACGAUGAGUAUUACAUGGCCGCGAGCGCCAGUCUGUUUCCCGUCGGCUGGACCGUCCAGGAACGCAUUGGCUGGACCAUCUCGCAGCUGCACAACCCCGUGCCGCUGUGGCAUCAGCAGGUGGCCAAUUCCGUGAGCAAGUACGUUGCACUCCAACCCAUUAUCCCACCGAACGCAGCUCUGACCGACCACAGGUUCCUGGCGCGUCUGACGCCCUCGUCCCCCAUGGAGCGAUCCAACUACUUCGUCGAAGUCAAGCGCCCCGACGAGGACCUCUUCGAGAUCCUCUACCGGCCCACCACCCUUUCCGAGGACAACCCCAACCCGUCGCCGGAGGACAUUGUCAUCCGCCGCGAGCGCCAGACCUUCCGCCGGCUGCCGCGCACCGGCGCCAUCGUCUUCGGCGUGAAGACCUUCCUCACCACGCUGGAGGAGCUCCCCAUGCAGGAGCUGGAAAACCUCGCCAAGGAGAUUAAGAGCUGGCCGCCGUAUGUCGGCGAAUACAAGGGCCGGGAGGUCUGGGGGCCCAGGGCGCUGGAGUUUUGCGAGAAGAAGCGGCAGCAGCAGCAGGAGAAGAUGGAGGUGUGA